AACGAAUUCCGUUAUUUUGUAGGAAAGAAAAACGUUUUGGUAAAAAUAUUGUGUGGUAUUUAGAAAAGAUAUUUUAAAAGUAAUUUUUUUAAUCAACGUUUGCUGAUAUUUAGAGAAAAUGGGGAAGAAACAACAUCAAAAAGACAAAAUGUACCUGACUGCAACAGAAUGGAGUCAAUUUUAUGGUGGAAAGAAAACUGUUGCAAAUACUGGUGGCGCGGAAUUUCGGCGGCUACCUUUUGACCAUUGUGCUUUAUCUUUGCAACCAUUUGAACAUCCCUUAUGUACUCCAGAUGGCACUAUAUAUGAUCUUAUGCAUAUAGUUCCAUUUCUUAAGAAAUAUCAUAUUGAUCCCGCCACAGGAAAGCCUUUAGAUUCAAAAUCUUUGCUGAAACUGAAUUUUACCAAAAAUUCAGAUGGAUUUUAUCACUGCCCUGUUUUGUUCAAAGUUUUCAAUGAGAAUUCACACAUUGUGGCAAUAAGAACAACUGGAAAUGUAUUUUCAUAUGAGGCUGUUGAACAACUGAAUCUCAAACCUAAAAACUUUAAAGAUCUCCUCACUGAUGAACCUUUUACAAGAAAUGAUAUAGUUACUUUACAGGAUCCAUCGAAUCUUGAAAAGUUUAACUUUCAUAAUUUCCAUCAUGUAAAAAACAAAAUGGUUAUUGGAGAUGAGGAUAAAGAGGAGAAAAGCAAAGAUAGUUAUCACAACUUGAAAAGUAUAAAUUCUGUUACUAAGGAAGUCUUAGAUGAGUUAAAGAAAGAAGCUAUGAAUAAACCGGCAGAAAAAGAGACACAUGUGAAGAGAAAAGCUGACAAGUUUAAUGCUGCACAUUAUUCUACUGGUGCUGUUGCUGCUAGUAGCACAUCUACUGCUGUAGAACCAUCUACUUUUCAUGAAGCAGCUGUUCUGGAUGAUGACAUUGUGCGAUAUGGUAGAGUGAAGAAAAAAGGAUAUGCACGAAUUGUAACUAACUUAGGGCCACUGAAUUUAGAAUUACACUGUGAAAUUACACCAAAAACAUGCGAAAAUUUCAUUAAGUUAGCAAAAAAUGGCUAUUAUGAAGGUACUAUUUUUCAUCGAUCAAUCCGUAAUUUCAUGAUUCAAGGUGGUGAUCCCACUGGUACUGGGAAUGGUGGAGAAUCAGUUUGGAAAAAGGCUUUUAAAGAUGAAUUUAGCCCAAAUCUUAGUCAUCAAGGCAGAGGAAUUCUCAGUAUGGCAAAUUCAGGCCCAAAUACAAAUAAAUCUCAGUUCUUUAUCACAUAUCGUUCUUGUCAACAUUUGGAUAAAAAGCAUUCAAUUUUUGGAAGGGUUGUAGGAGGCAUGGAUACUCUCAGCAAAAUGGAAAAAAUUGAAACCGAUAAAAAUGAUAAACCGCUUGAAGAAAUCAAAAUACUGAAAGUUAUAGUCUUUGUGGAUCCUUUUCAAGAAGUUGAUGAUCAGCUUCUGAAACUAAGAGAGCAGGAAAAAGAAGAAAAAGAAAGUUUGUUGGUGAAAAAGGUUGAACCAGAGCAAAAGAAACUGAAAACAUUUCAUAAUGGUGUAGGAAAAUACAUAGACUCAAAAUCAGUGACAGAAACUGAAAAUGAUGUAGUUGAAAUUAAGAAGAAGAAAAAUGUAACUGGUAAAUUUGGUGAUUUUAGUUCAUGGUGAAAAUAAAUAAAUUGUAUUGUUUUCUGAAAAUAUUGUAUGUACAUUGUAAAUAUCUAUGUGAAAUAAAUUAUAAUUUUUAUAAGAAUAAAAUGAUAAUCAUUAAUUUAAA
Stegodyphus dumicola is the source of this 1763-nucleotide messenger RNA. Its product is annotated as RING-type E3 ubiquitin-protein ligase PPIL2. The record is from RefSeq and is a predicted model, not a curated record. Gene Ontology annotation, cellular component: catalytic step 2 spliceosome. Gene Ontology annotation, biological process: protein folding; protein peptidyl-prolyl isomerization; protein polyubiquitination. Gene Ontology annotation, molecular function: peptidyl-prolyl cis-trans isomerase activity; ubiquitin protein ligase activity. NCBI's taxonomy places the organism in Eukaryota, Metazoa, Arthropoda, Arachnida, Araneae, Eresidae.